UGGUCACAAACCAGCCAUAAACCACACGACCAAUGCGAUGUCCUCCACCAAUGCAAUGGAAACCCAGGCAGUCACCGCUCCCAAAAAGAUGAAGAAAGCAUUGACUCGACCUGCAAGGAAACAAGUUAAACCUGGGGAAGUUGAAAAGAAAGAAACCCCUCAAACCGGGAAAGAAUACAAUAUAUGGUACAACAAAUGGGCAGGAGGAGAUAGAGAAGAUAGCUACUCCAACAAAGUAAAAUCACAAACGCGAUGCAACAUUAAACGAGAUGCAGGUCUGACGCGUGCCAACGCAACCGGGAACAAAUAUUGUUGUCUCUUCUUCGCUCGUGGCUGUUGUCCGUACGGCUGGGAAUGUGAAUAUUUACAUUCACUACCCGACACCGAAAAUCCUUUACCCGAUAGUUCGAAGGACUGUUUCGCUAGAGACAAAUUCGCUGAUUAUCGAGAUGAUAUGGGUGGUGUUGGAAGCUUCAAUAGGCAGAAUCGUACCCUCUAUGUUGGGAGGGUCAAGGAGACCGGAACUGGGUUGGAGACGGAAGAGGUUGUCAGACGACAUUUCAAAGAAUGGGGCGAAAUCGAGCGAGAUGACUCUGAGACUGGCUGGGCGGUGAAGGUCCUCCAGUACCGUAGUGUCGCCUUCGUGACCUACAAAUCGGAGCUCCAUGCUCAGUUUGCAAAAGAAGCCAUGGCUUGUCAGUCUCUGGACAACGACGAAAUUCUUAACGUCCGUUGGGCAACCGAAGACCCUAAUCCUGUUUCGAAAGUCAACGAGAGACAACGUUUGGAGGAAAUGGGUCAAAAAGCUAUCAGAGAAAACAUGGAUCCUCGUAUUGUGGAUGCGAUGCGCUCAAUACGAGCGCUCGAGGAGGGAGAUGCAAUAGGUGAAGAUGGACAUCUUAUCGGGAACGAAAAUGGGGCAGAAGAGGACAGCGAGGAGGAGGAGCCUGCUGCCAAGAGGCGCAAGCUCGACAACAGUGGCUCGACCUCGCCGCCUCAGAGUGAUCCACCUAAGGCUCAAGGUCUACUCAGUGCAGAUGCGAUGGAGGGGUUGAAAUAUUUCGCCGAGAUAAGGAGGAAGAAUGGACUUGCUCAGUCUGUUGCUCGGCCUAAGCCUGCACCACCACCUGUAACUGGAGGGCUGAAUUUGGGGGAUUAUGGUAGCGAUGAUGAGUAGAUGUUCAUGCAACCUUGUACUUGAGUUUUACCGUAUACCAGGCGCCGGUCAAUAUUGUCUUAGCACAGUGUAUAAUGAAUAUAUAUACAUGUAUAUAUAU
Marasmius oreades (fairy-ring Marasmius) is the source of this 1277-nucleotide messenger RNA. RefSeq lists its product as uncharacterized. The record is from RefSeq and is a predicted model, not a curated record. The transcript is spliced from 4 exons. Gene Ontology annotation, molecular function: pre-mRNA binding; U6 snRNA binding; metal ion binding. Lineage: Eukaryota; Fungi; Basidiomycota; Agaricomycetes; Agaricales; Marasmiaceae. Bases 38 to 1177 code for a protein of 379 amino acids. Gene Ontology annotation, cellular component: Prp19 complex; U2-type catalytic step 2 spliceosome; U2-type catalytic step 1 spliceosome.